UCUGCCUUUCACCACCAUCUCUAUCUGCCCCGCUAAUUCAAUGCCCUUGCAUGUGGCUCCUCCGCCGUCUUUGUCGUCCCGUCUCUUCUCUUCUCUUCCCUACUCUGCCGCCGCUGCUGCUGCUGCUGAGCGAGUUCCUCCAGAACCCAUCAUCAUGCGUCUUGCCCAAGCUCUCUGUCCUUAACCCUCUGUGUUCACACAACCGCAUCCUGCUUCUGUGCCGGUUGGGAGUCUGCGCGUAGCCGCCAGCCUCACGGUUCGGUCUCUCGGGCUGUGAUCGUGGAAUGGUAACAGUCGGCCGCAGAGAUGUGGUUGCUGUGGCUUUAGUUAUGGUCGUUGUUGUUGCGACGGGAUAUGUGAGAACGCAGUUGUAGAUUUCCUGUUUCUUCGCAUUCUUCUGCUUUCUUUCGAGAGAAAUAGAGAGAGACAGAGAGGUCAGUGAAGCUGUUCUCUCUCUCUCUCUCUCUCUAUUUCUCUGCCCCCCCCCCCCUCGCGUCUUUUCUUCCGCUUGAGUACUCAAGUUGACCGGUGUAAUCUUGUGGGGGACGUUAGAUCCUUUGGCACUGGUGCCGGCUUGGCGACCGACGUUGUGCAGGAAUGCAGAUGCUCUUCCAGUGUUGGUUGCAUUCUCUGUUCCUGUGAAGUCCCAGUGUUAGGUGCUGGCUCUCAUGAGUGACUCAAAAACCACCGUUCCGCUUCCUAUGAAACAUCUAAUGGGAGCUUGUUAUUCAGCGGUUGCAGUCCUUCAGGGCGUUGGCGAUAAUGCCUCGUAAUCUCCAGUGAUUACCUCCUCCAGCAAUCUGUAAUCAAGUUUUCUUUCCCUUCAACGAUUAUGCAUUGUAACUGAUCGUAAUCAGAUACCUCUUUCUCUUCAGAUUGUUUCUCAAUCACACCCCUAAAUUGGUAGUCGACUCGACUUCGUGGCGUUAAUUAGUGUCCAGGUACUCGAACUUCUCAGAUUUGAAAACUCUUGAAGUGAAAGAGCUACUGGGAACGAACCGAUGUAACAUCGGUGAUCUGUCGUACACCUUCAAUCUAAAUCCCUUCUGGCUCUGCUUUCUAGUAUAGGAGACAACUUUAGCUGUAGGUGUUUCUUUAGCACUGUUGUGUUCGGAAAUUGUGGACACAAUGGCAGUCGGAUCCGGUAAUGGGAAGCAGUGGCUAUCAGAGCCGCACUUGGGGCAGAUGGGGUACACCAAGGUUCGUUUCGUGGUAGCCAUGGCAUGUGCUUGUGCUCUCGUAUAUAUCUUGUCGUUUGCGGUUAUGAGCGCGCGACCAUGCUGGAACACUUGUAUACCGACCUCCUGCAGUCCGGUUGGUUCCCCUCUAGCUUCAAAUAGUCUCUCCCAGCCAGCUGCAUCCGUCGAGGAGUCCGAUAUGGUGCCCAAAAGGCUACACGACCAGGUGUUUCAUCCCCAGAAGCAAUCCGAGUCUGCCCUGAUGGCUGUGGGGGAACCCGAGCAGUUGGCUUUAAACACCCGGGCUGAGACUCACCGAAGAGGCACGGAUAUCUCCAGGAUUGUUUUUGGCAUUGCUGCAGCUGCUGAUGUGUGGAAGGGCAGAAAGGAGUAUAUAAAAUUGUGGUGGAAGCCUGAAAUGAGAGGGUUCGUGUGGCUGGACAAAACUCCAGAUGGCGAAGAAUGGGACGACAGGUAUCCUCCAUUUAAAGUUUCCGAAAAAACCACAAAUUUCGAGUAUACCAAUAAGAAAGGGUGGAGGUUCGCGAUUCGAAUAUCACGCAUUGUUUCCGAGACUUUCCGGCUUGGCUUGCCGGAUGUAGACUGGUUUGUGUUAGGAGAUGACGACACGCUGUUCUUCUCAGAAAAUCUGGUGCAAGUGCUUUCAAAGUAUGAUCACAGAAAGAUGUACUACAUCGGAAGCAACUCGGAGAGUCAUCUUCAAAAUAUUCUGUUUUCCUACAACAUGGCCUUCGGCGGAGGCGGGUUUGCUAUCAGCCACCCGGCAGCGAAAAUUCUAUCUAAAAUGCAAGACAGUUGCCUCGCAAGGUAUCCACAUUUAUUCGGGAGUGAUGAUCGAAUGCAUGCGUGCAUGGCGGAACUUGGAGUUCCUCUUACAAAAGAGCCAGGUUUCCAUCAGUUCGACAUCCAUGGCGAUGCUUCUGGAAUACUAGCAUCUCACCCUGUGGUGCCCCUUGUAUCCAUCCACCACCUCGACCUCAUCGACCCCAUCUUCCCCAACACAAAAGAUAAGAACUACACUCGCGUUGGUGCAUUGAAGCAUCUGCUGGAGGCUUCCACUCUCGAGUCCGCGAGCACAAUGCAACAGUCAAUUUGCUAUGACAAAAGCCGGCGGUGGUCCUUCACAGUCUCCUGGGGCUACGUCGUUCAAGUGUACAAAGGCUUCAUUACCCCUCGUGAACUCGAGGUUCCACAGAAGACCUUCCUCUCUUGGCACAAGGAGACGAGCAAAGUUGAAUUCCCGUUUAACACUCGGUCGAACCCUGACGAUGUCUGCAAGAGGCCUACUCGUUUUUUCAUGGAGUCUGUCAAAGGUCCAACCGAGUCAGGGUCCAAAAACUCCAUGACCGGCUAUUUUGUUCGUGAGUUUAGUGAAGAAAAGAUGGCUUGCUCUGAGAAGUUGCAGCCCCUGAAUGGCGUUCAGCGAAUCAAGGUUGUACGAGAGCUAACCGAUAGUUCUUGGUAUCAGAUCCCAAGGCGAUCGUGCUGUCGGGUGAAGAGAUGGAAGAAUGAGGAUAUCGACAUCCACGUUGGUGGAUGCAAGGACGGCGAAACUCUAAUCAGCAGCUAUUGAGCGAUCCACCACCCAUCUUUCCGAUUCAAUCGUCCCCCAUUUUUGACGCAAAAACUUCUAUAAAAGUUGCUUGCGCAGGCGUAGGUCCAACUUUAGACCAGGUGCAGAGAAAGUCUUACAGAAACAUCACUCAUGAAGACACACUUGUAUUACCACCUUUUGUACAGAGGAGGGUGGCGAAUCUCCUACUUGUGACUCCGUCACACUAGUGCAUCCAACAGAUGCGGUACAUUCAUAGCUUCAAUGCAGUCAUGGCAGAUUUCCCACAA
This is a messenger RNA of Physcomitrium patens, 3041 nucleotides long. RefSeq lists its product as uncharacterized. The record is from RefSeq and is a predicted model, not a curated record. Lineage: Eukaryota; Viridiplantae; Streptophyta; Bryopsida; Funariales; Funariaceae.